Messenger RNA from Soboliphyme baturini, 1460 nucleotides. The record is from the annotation of a GenBank genome assembly. NCBI's taxonomy places the organism in Eukaryota, Metazoa, Nematoda, Enoplea, Dioctophymatida, Soboliphymatidae.
AUGUUGGCUCCUGUUCCGAUGCAUGGUCAACAAAACGAUAUAUCUGAGGAUGAUUUCGCGGAAAUUAUCGAGAGCAGAGUGAACAAACAGGCAAAUGAUAGGGUGGAGUAUUACGUUCAUUAUGAAGGACUCAACCGACGGUUGGACGAAUGGGUCACAGCCGACAGGAUCGAUUUGCUGAGCUGCAGUCCGUCCAGUGAGCAGCAAAAGCAGGUGUUUGACGUUGUUUCAAACUCACCGGACAGCAACGAAGAAGAGACGAGAAAAAUAACGCGUAAUCAAAAGCGAAAGCAUGACGAAAUCAAUCACGUGCAACAGGCUUACGAUGACAUGGACCCGACCACGGCUGCGCUGGAAAAGGAGCACGAAGCGAUGACCAAAGUGAAGUAUAUCGACCGAGUUCAGUUUGGCAAGUACGAGAUGGACACAUGGUACUUCUCUCCGUAUCCGGAAGAUUACGGCAAGCAAUCGAAGCUGUACAUCUGUGAAUUCUGUUUCAAGUAUAUGAAGCUCCAGCGCACCUACCGUUAUCAUAUGGUGAGAACUAUAGGUUCUGUUCAGUAUUACUCCCUUGUUGGGAGUGCCCCUGAAGACCUUACCGCAUUCACUUCAUGCAGAUUGCAGUCGUUGGACAUUACUGUGUAUGGCAUUACGUUAAUGUGCAACACCAUAUGUUUUCAGACAGACUGCACCUGGAGGCGUCCUCCGGGACCAAAGAUUUACGCAAAAGAUUCGAUCGCUGUGUACGAAGUUAAUGCUGAGGACCACAAGUACGGUCGACUGUUCCAGGUAUUCUGUCAGAAUUUGUGUUUGCUUGCGAAACUGUUCUUGGACCACAAAACCCUGUACUUCGACGUAGGACCGUUCAUGUUUUACAUUCUGUGUGAAAUCGACCGCCAAGGAUCGCAUAUGGUUGGGUCUGAUGCGAGAACUCCUGAUUCGUCAAGUAGUGAACAUACAUUUUACUCAGAUGUUGUUUUUCAGGAAAAGGUGUCGCAGGAUGGCAACAAUUUGGCGUGCAUCAUGAUUCUUCCACCGUAUCAGCGUAAGGGUUACGGGAAGUUUUUGAUAAAUCUGAGUUACGAACUGUCCAAACUUGAGCACCGGAUUGGAUCGCCCGAAAAGCCUUUGUCAGACUUAGGGAAGCUCACCUAUCGAAGCUACUGGAGUUGGGCACUGUUGGAUAUUCUGCGCGAGACUAAAGAUUCAAUGUCGAUCAGAGAUCUCAGUAAGGUGACUGGUAUAGCCCACUGUGACAUUGUCGACACGUUGCAAUGGCUGAACAUGGCGAAAUACUGGAAAGGUAGGUACGUGCUGUACCUGACACCUAAGCUGAUCGACGAUUGCCUUCGAAGCGAGCUAUUCAAGCGGCCGGUGCUGACUGUCGACAAGGACUGUCUGCAAUGGCAGCCCGUGGAGACGUCCCCGAGUGAGAAUCGAAGAAGUCCCGAUCAGUAACG